This is a messenger RNA of Paramecium octaurelia, 1104 nucleotides long. The record is from the annotation of a GenBank genome assembly. Lineage: Eukaryota; Ciliophora; Oligohymenophorea; Peniculida; Parameciidae.
AUGAGUCUCAUAUAUAAAAAUCAUCUAGUGUUUCCAACAUUCAAACAUUAAGAAACUAUUACUACUCAUCACUCUUCUUCAUUGUAACCGACCAAAAGAUUUUAAUCAGUUACACCUAAAAGGCAUGGAAUUUCAAGUAAGAUUCGUCCUCUCAAUAUUACUGCUUUGCCUGGAAAUGAAACCACUAUUAAUGGGGAUAGCACAAUAACACCAAGAUAAAAGCAUUUACCUAUCCUUACGCCUCGAAUAUAAAGAAGUGAUGAAUAAAACUUGCAUGAUUACUUAGAUCAUCUUAAUUCAAUCAGAAAAUAAAAACAGCCAACCAAACAAGCUGUUAUGAAAAAAAUUAGAACUGAAACUGAAAUAAUGAAACUUGAGAGUCAAACUUUAAUCUAAAGAUUUAAGAAAGUCAAAGAAUAGCAAGAAUAAAAAAAAAAAUAUUCGCUUUUGUAAACCAUAAAGAAUCCUUAUGCUUAGCAAUACAUUAAUUUUAGCAAAUAAAUAUUUAAUUUAAUACAUAAUUUACAUUAAUUAAAAGUAUCGAGAUUAAAAUUAUUAUAUUUUAGGAAUAUUUAAACAAUUCGAGAAAGAUGUUUUAAGUAGUAAAGAAUUUAAUCGGCAUGAAAAAGAAUUUAAAAAAGAUCUUAUUAAAACAAUCAGCCGAUGAGUUGAUUGAUUUUUAAGACAUAGCCAAAAUGUGUUGUAUUCGUGAGAUACAAUAUAUCAAUGGGGAACAAAGAAUGAUAGAUAAAUUUGAUUUGUCCUUGAUGGAUGAUCUUACAUACAUGAGCGAGGCAAUCGAAAAUUUAUUAUUAUAAAACAAACUAAAUGCAAUCAAAAGAAUGAGUGACAAUGUACAUAUCUCAUAAUAAUAAAUCUUAGAUUUUAAUUGAAGAAUACGAAAUAUCAAAACUAAGAGAAUAACUAGGAAUGAGAGAAGAAGAUCAAAAGCUAUCAAUCUCUACUUUGGCAAUGCAAAGAUUUAAACCUCACCUAGAAUUGGAUAAUAUAGAAUAAAGAUUAGGAUAAUUAUCUUAAAUACCAAAACAAUACAGAUAAACCUCAUAAGUUUUAUGUGAAAUAGUUGAUAAAUUAAACGAAUGA